Molecule: messenger RNA, 3572 nt
Organism: Lepisosteus oculatus (spotted gar)
Lineage: Eukaryota; Metazoa; Chordata; Actinopteri; Semionotiformes; Lepisosteidae
Product: adhesion G-protein coupled receptor G1-like
Biological process (GO): cell surface receptor signaling pathway; adenylate cyclase-activating G protein-coupled receptor signaling pathway
Cellular component (GO): plasma membrane
Molecular function (GO): G protein-coupled receptor activity
Source: RefSeq, a predicted model, not a curated record
UGAGCAAAAAUGUAAAACUUGCAAAAUUGGUUUAGUAUUACAUUUUCUAUUUUACAUUAUGUUUAGUGGUUACAUUUUUAAACAUUUGCAUUAUAUUAAUGACUCCAGCACUGGAAAAUAGCACAUUCAAGAAGAGGAAUAUUAAAUUGUAAGAACAAUCCCUAUCCCUGAGAGAUUUACAUACUGAGGAACUUUAUAUACUGUAUGAAAACACAGUGCCUACGCAAAAGCAAAUUCAGUCACACAUUGCUUAAUACACAAAUCUCACACGAUGCCCCUUUACCACUCCAGAAGCACCACCUCUCACUCCUCUCUCCAGCCCCUCUUUCAUUGCUGUGACCUACUGUAUGUUCUCAUGUUUAAUUGAAAUUAUACAUUUAGAUAAGUAUGCAGCUCAGCAGAUUUCGUUUAAAGAAAAUGGGACAGAAGGCCAUGAAGUCUAUGUACCAGUGGAAGUCUUUCACAAAGCCAGCGAGCACAUGAAGCAAGCAAAGACAAGUAACUGGGUAGUGAUCACAGUGUUUAAUGACACACUCUUGUUUCAGAAUUCAGAACAAGAUGAGAUCCUGGAAAACACUGUGAUAGGAGUGACAGUGGGGAGUGAUCCAAUCUUGAACCUCACAGACCGAGUCAGGGUAGCAUUCAAGCACAACAACGAGACCCGAAAUGGAAGUUGUGUGUACUGGGAAGAGGAUGAUGAUGAUGCAUCAUACGAAGAUGUCACAACAGAGUACAAUGCUACUAUGGAAUUUGCAGGAAAUUGGAGUGAAAAGGGAUGUGAAACCAACAAAACAAAUAACGCAUUUAUCUGUAACUGCAAUCACCUCAGUUUCUUUGCUAUAUUAAUGAAAGCAGAGACGCCCCACUCUUUAGAUGAAACCAACACUCAAGCUCUUCAGUACAUCACCUAUAUCGCAAGUGGAUCCUCUGUGCUGUUCACAGCCAUCACUAUUGCCUUGUACUUCUUGUUCUGGAAACGCAGGGCUGAGAAAUCCCUGGCUGUGCACGUCCACCUCAGUGGCAGCCUCUUCCUCCUGCACCUCCUCUUCCUCCUCAGUGUGGCGCUGGCGCAGGGCAGCAGUGAGGGGCUGUGCCUGGCGCUGGGCCUCCUGCUGCACUGGGCACUGCUGUGCUGCUUCACCUGGAUGGCCAUCGAGGGCUUCCACCUCUACAUGCUGCUGGUUAAGGUCUACAACAUCUACGUCCACAGAUACCUGCUGAAACUGAGCCUUGUAGGAUGGGGUGUUCCUCUUGUGGUAGUCACUGCGUGUGCUGCUGCUCAGAAGUAUGGCAGAUACAGGAUUCAAGGAGAGGGGGCUCUGAAUUCUACAUACAUGUGCUGGAUACAGGAUAGGACAGUGAACUACGUCACCAUCACGGCCUACUUUGGGAUGAUCUUCCUCUUCAAUGCGGUGAUGCUGGGCAUCACCGUGGUGAAGAUGCACAGGCUGAGACGGAGCCGGAUGCACAGAGAGGGGAGCUGGUGGAAAGACUGCAUGACAGUGCUGGGACUGGGCUGCGUGCUGGGCCUCCCCUGGGCUCUGGCCUUCUUCGCAUACGGACCACUGGAGCUUCCCGUCUUCUACAUCUUCACCAUCCUCAACUCCUUCCAAGGUCUGUUUCUCUUCCUGUGUCUCCUCGCUCUCGCCCGUCAGAGUUACAAAGAUGGAAGCUCUUCUGGGCCAGGAAGCUCUGCCCACACAUGAGGGAAUGUAUGAACGUUCAAGGAGGAGGAGGUUCCCUCACAACUUUUUAGCAUGGUGGAGCUGGGUCAUUGCUUUCUUCUCAAUUUCCAGACAUUGUCUUGAGACUUUGUGCCAGAACAUGUUUGUCGAAAACUCAAGUGGACUGUGGCAGCUCUACUCCCCAAACCCCAGUGUUAAUGCAGCAUUUUAGAAUUCAGAGUAGAAAGACUAAUUGUGCAUGGUGUCAUAUUGCAAAUUGAGUAUUUAUUUUUGUUGACUCCUGGCUGCUUCUGAAAUGACAUGCAUUUGUAUACACACAUUUACAUCUUUGAGUAACUCUUCAAAUAGGGUUCUGAAAGUGACUUUCACUUUAAAAGGAAGUCUGCUGGUAAUACAAACCUCUAAAUGGGAACAGUGGAAUUUCUGUUAAUCAAAACACAGAAGGGAAAAAAAUCGAGACACUGUCAGUAUCAAUUAAUGUGGAACCUGUAUCAUAUUUUGUGAAUAAAUCUCCUUUUAAAAAAAGAUUUGAAAAGUGAAACAUGGUGUAAUAAGGUCACAUGAGUGGUAGCUAGCAAAUAUUGCAUAAAAGCAGUGUAGAGCAGUGACUGGGGUUCUGGACUUGUAGUGGGAUGUUGUGGGUUCAAAUCCUAACUGAGAUAGUCCUGUUGUGUUCCUGAACAAGGUGCCUGAAUUGUUUUAGUACUUUACCCCACUAUAUAAAUGGAAGUAAACAUAAAUUGCUUUGGGUAAAAGCCAAAUUAGUUAGUAUAGUAAGUAAUAGACACUCCCUUACUUAUGAUAAAUGUGGUAUAACUACUUUUCAACUAAGGGGGCUGGAGUCUGAGAGGAUAUCUCAUUCAAGUACUGUGUGUCUGGGGUAAUUGUAUUUAGCCAGAAAGUCUCCAGGAGAUCAAGAUCUCUUUUUUAAACAAGACCUAGUCAGAAAGGCAACAAAAAUAAAAUGUAUCCAUUUAUACUAACAUGAAGAGAAGAAGAACAAUUUGACAAUAAAUCCAUUUAAAUGACUAUUAGGUCUAUUUUAAGAAUAAAAACGUACAUUAAACAAGUACAUUUAGCAAUAAUACAUUCACCUGUAAUUCCUUUUAAGCCUUUCAAAGGUAUGAGGUCAGAAAACAUUACAUCUUUCUGAAGAAAAUUCCAGUACCAGGCAGCAAAAUAGCUAAAAGCAUUUUUUCCAUAUUCAAUACAUAGGUUUUGAACUGUAAGUUGUGCUAUAGGCAUGCAUAUACAGAAUAUCACCAUACUAUUGUUGUACUCCUAGGUGAAUAAUUUUACUCCAGUUGCUCCAGUCAAUUAUCAAAAUAAAAGGCAUGUAACACCAGCUCUUUCUCCACUGCAAAUGAAAAGCAUGAUUUUGUCAUUAAGGUGAAUCCUGUAUUACCCAGAUAAGCAGCAAGCAGUGGUUAGCAAAUGGUUCUCAGUCCCUUUGCCUGGACACUGGCAGUGAUUCAUGUGGUACAGAUAAGCCAGCAAUUGUUUAUUGAUGAGCAACCUCAUUUUACUUUAGGCUCCUGUGAAUGGCCUUUUUUCACUGAAUAGAACAAUUAGGUCCAUAACUUAUUCAUGUCCAUUUCUUCUUAUGCAAUGGCUUACUGUAUGUUGAUUAUAGGUUAGUUUCCUAAAGAACAAAUACAUUUUACAGAAUACAAUUAUUGAGAUGAAAAAGUAAUUAGUUUACGCUGCUGCAAAAGGCUUUAAGAUAUGGUCUUCAAAAUGCUGAAAUUCACAGCUUAUAUGUACUGUAAGUAAACUUCUACACUGAUUUUGGCUCAGUUUAUAAGGUCAGGUCAAUCAUACCAAUAAAAUCAUGGUUAAAACAUUGUUUACAUGUCACUUUGCUCUGAAGUACAUGUACUGUUGUGC